CCUGUUACUGGUGUGUCUCUCUACUUCAGCCUGACUACUGCAGGUCAACUCUCUCUCUCUCACACACUCACACUCACACACGCUGCAAACAUGAUGGAAGAAGUGUCUAUCUCUGUGGCUUACAAUGCCCACAUCAUCAACCAGAUGUCCGAGGAAGAAAUCCUGGCCAGCCUAGUGGCGGAGUCCUUACCCAAACAAACAGUCCCCUCUAAGAAGCUGAGAGAGGAAGACCCCCUUGACAGAUACCAGCAGGAGAACGUGCGCCUCCACGAGACCAGUCUGCGUCUGGAGCAGGAGAACGAUCACCUGGCCCACAAACUCGUCACCAGCAAGAUUGCCCUGAGGAAUUCUCUAGAUCAGGCUGAGGACCAGGUUGACGAGUUAACUCAAGAGCUUUCCAAAGCCAGGCACCAUUUGGAGGUGACAGAAAAAGAGAAGAGAGAGAAGGAAGCGGAGGCCACUCAGCUGAAGGAAGUAUUUAGGAAAGAGUUGGACAAAGCAGGUGCAGAGAUCAACAGGUCAAACAGCAUCAUAGCAGAUUACAAGCAGAUCUGCUCCCAGCUCAACACACGCAUUGAGAGGCAGCACACCGCCAACACUGAAGAACUUGCUCUAAUUAAGAGCAAAGUGAUGGAAUGUGAAAAGUGUUGCAAGCUCUUCAGUGAGGACGGCACACUUCAGCAAGAUGACUCGAGAAGUCUGAUAAAUCCCUCAGCUUGCAGAGAGAGGGACACGCUCCAAGACCAGAUCCAAGACGUGGAGAGAGAGUUGGCCCAGACUAAGCUUCAGAUGGUCGAGGCCAAGUGCAGGAUACAGGCAAGCUCUAGUUCAUAUUAUUAAUCUACAUUGAAAAAAGUUUUGCUGAUUAUCAGAGAGCUAGAAUGAAUCGAGUUAAUGAGUGGUAUUGUGCCAUCCCACAGGAACUGGAGCACCAAAACGGAGCGCUGAUGACUGACCUCCAAGUCGCCAAGAACGGCUGGUUCAGAAAGACCCUCGGUUCCUUAAGGACAGCCACCACCAGCAGCGCACAGCCCCCCACACCCGGAGACGAGAUCCUGGCUCCGGUCAGCAGAUCGCGCUCUGGGUGGGUGAACACCAGGAGACUCUCCUGGGCCCUGAGAGAGGGGAGGAGAGCUCAGGUGUGAGCCCACGGAGAACGGGGAACCAGCACUGUUUUACAAGACCUCAGCGCCAGAACACGAGAGACAAGCUUUAGAGGUGCUGCUUCCCUGAGCAAGGGUGUGUUUCUCUGGGCAAAUACCGCCAUUAAAAGAUAGAAAGACUGAGAU
Clupea harengus (Atlantic herring) is the source of this 1289-nucleotide messenger RNA. It is a transcript of the gene rabgap1l2, whose product is annotated as RAB GTPase activating protein 1-like 2. The record is from RefSeq and is a predicted model, not a curated record. The coding region runs from base 91 to 840 and encodes 249 amino acids. Lineage: Eukaryota; Metazoa; Chordata; Actinopteri; Clupeiformes; Clupeidae. The transcript is spliced from 7 exons.